Symbiodinium sp. CCMP2592 is the source of this 7959-nucleotide messenger RNA. Lineage: Eukaryota; Dinophyceae; Suessiales; Symbiodiniaceae. The record is from the annotation of a GenBank genome assembly.
AUGGUCGGCACACAAAUGGCACUCGACAUGGCAACCGACUGUGAUUUCGAGGUCACACUCUGUGAUAUCAGCGAUGAAUCGCUCGAGCGGGCACAAAGACAAGCCGCUUCUCGCAGUCUGAAUCUUCACACCAGCCAAGCCGAUCUCUCUAAUGUCGAUGCACUGAAAGCAGCGAUCAAGGACGCGGAUAUCGUACUCGGAGCCCUUGCGAGUAGAAUCGGAUUCCAAUCCCUUCGAGCUAUCAUCGAAUCAAAGAAGAACUUCGCGGACAUCUCCUUCAUGCCCGAGGAUUCAUGGGACCUCGAUGAACUCGCAAAGGAGCACGGCGUCACCGCUGUCGUCGACUGCGGCGUGGCACCAGGCAUGAGCAACAUGCUUUCCGGAUACGGCGCGAGCCUACUCAAAGAAUGUCAUAACAUCGAAAUCUAUGUGGGGGGGCUCCCGCGUGAACGCCGCUGGCCUUAUGAGUACAAAGCAGGAUUCUCACCGGCGGAUGUGAUCGAGGAGUACACUCGUCCGUCACGCAUCGUCGAAAACGGAGAGGUUGUAGUACGCGAAGCGCUCAGCGAACCAGAACUCAUGGACUUCGAGGGGCUUGGCACACUCGAAGCUUUUAACACCGAUGGAUUGCGUUCGCUCGCAUACACGAUGAAGGUGCCGUUCAUGAAAGAACGCACCCUCCGAUACCCCGGACACAUCGAACUCAUGCGUGUAUUCCGUGAGACCGGUCUGUUCAGCCAAGACCGAAUCGAAGUUGACGGCGGAAGUGUCCGACCGCUCGAUGUCAUAAGUAAGCUCAUGUUCCCGAAGUGGACUUAUGAAGAUGAAGAGCAGGACCUGACCAUCAUGCGGAUCAUCACGGAUGGGAUCGAUCAAUCAGGGAAACAAGUCCGUCACCAAUGGGACCUCCUCGACUACUACAACCAGGGCGCUACGAGUAUGUCUCGCACCACAGCGUUCCCAUGUGCCAUCAUCGCACGCAUGAUCGCGAAGGGCGAUCUCAGAAUGCCAGGCGUGAUCAACGCUGAGCAAAUCGGACCGAUACCUGGACUUGUAGACCAUGUGCUCUCUGAACACUUGAAGCGAGACAUCCAGUACAGGUAUCUGAACAACAAGCAACUCAGCGAUCGGCUCGAAUCGAUAGCUCUGGACGAACACGCUCAGCUCACGCAGAUCGGAGAGAGUCUCCAAGGCAAUCCGAUUCACAUGCUCACGCUCUCAACUGGUAAAGGCACUAGUCCGGGGCUGCUCAUUGUCGCGGGGAUUGAUGGGAUGUAUCUCUCGAGCACAGAGCUCGCAGUACGCAUCAGCGAGCAGAUACUGAAAGAUCACAUUUCUCAGCUGGACGGCAUGGAUAUCUACAUCGUGCCGCGUGCAAACCCGGACGGCGCAGCGAUGAAUAUGGGACAAGUACUCAGUGGUUCGCUGGGGAAUGGCAGGGUUGUUGACGAGGAUCGUGAUCGGCUCAUCGACGAAGACGGGCCUGAUGAUCUCAACAGCGAUGGAUACAUCACAAUGAUGCGCCGCCUCAAUCCGACACUGAACGACGCGCCAACACACACGACUGAUCCAGUUGAUCCAAGAGUCAAUAUCGAACCUGAUGUAUCUAAAGGGCAAAGAGCGACAUUCACUCUCUAUCCCGAAGGCAUUGAUAAUGACGAGGAUGGUGAAAUUAACGAAGAUGGCUUCGGGACAGUCGAUAUCAACAUGAACUUCAUGCAUCGAUGGCCCGAGCAUCAACCACAUGCGGGAAAGUUUCCGCUUUCAGAACCAGAAGCUUACGCACUCGCACGAUUUGUGCUUGAUCAUGACAACAUCAUCGCGGCGCUCACUAUCGGGAAGCACGACAACCUAGUGAAUCAGCCGGACUCAAAAAAGAAAGAUAUCAACAAACGAUCGCCUCUGGAAAUCCAUGAGGAUGACGCCGAACUCUACAAAGAGGUCGGCGAGUGGUUCACUGAUGCAACGGGACACUCUGUAGCGACCAAGCACGACAGCGCUGGGAGUUUCUCGGCAUGGCUGUAUGCGCAGCGAGGUCUUCCGAGUUUCGCGGUUCAACCUUGGGCUCGACCGGAUACUCAAAAGAGUACUGAAGACAAAACGGACGAAUCUAUCUCCGUGGAGCAAGAGGGCAACGGACUCACGCCAUCUCCAGUUGGGGACAUCAGCAUGGAGACGCUCGAUGAGCUUCGAGAGGCAUACACCGCCAUGACUGGAGAAGAACCUGACGAAUCCAUGUUGAAUCAGAUCACACCGGAAAUGGUUGAACAGUUUGCAACACAAGCGGGUAUCGAGAUCCGACGCGUCACUCAGACAGAUCAGACAGAGUCUAGCGAAGAAGCAAACACUUCAAAUACGGAUAAGAAACUCAGUGAUGAUGCGAAAUGGCUGAACUACUUUGAUGAGGCUGACAUCGAUGGAUUUGUUGAAUGGGAACCGUUCGAUCACCCAACACUCGGAAAGGUCGAGAUCGGAGGGUUCAAGCCAGGAGCGAGAGUCAAUCCGCCUGCUGAUCAACUUGAUGAAAUCGCAGCCGAGCACACCGAGUUUGUGAUCAAGCUGCUCGAAGCACGACCACAGAUCGAGAUUCUGACUCCAGAGGUCGUCGAUCUGGGUGGGGGGCUGUACGAAGUCCGGCUCACCAUCGUGAACGACGGAGAUCUACCCACGACCACCAAGUUCGCGCGUACAACGCGCUCGAUCAAACCGACGAUCAUUUCGCUCUCAGUUGAUGUCGAUCGCAUUAUCAACGGCCAACGCAUCGGACGCAUCUGGGGAAUCGAUCACGAUGGCGGACGCUCCGAACACCGAUGGAUUUUCCGAACAGACGACAUCAACAACGAAACCGUGACCAUCAACGAUCCACGAAAUGGCAGCAUCAAGAAGCUCGCUGUCAUACUCCUGACCGUAUUGAGCACUCACACCGGCAUUGCUCAAGCGCAACAGCAGAUUCCUUCGAAAGUCGAUGUUGCAUGGAAUCGCUUCUACAACUUCGCAGAGUCUGAGCAGAUCAUCAAAGAUCUCGUCGCGGCGUACCCUGAGCUGCUCACACUUGUAUCACUCGGCAAAAGCGAGCAAGGGCGUGAUAUGUGGCUCGUCACACUCAACAACCCAGAUACCGGUCCAGACACUGAGAAACCAGCUAUGUACAUUGAUGGCAAUGUACACGGCAAUGAGAUCCAAGCAACAGAGACUGUGCUGUAUUCAAUCUGGUACCUCACGAAGAGCUACGGCAAAGUUGAUCAGCUCACUCAGCUCAUCGACCGAACCGCUUUCUACUUUGUCCCUUCGAUCAAUCCUGAUGGACGCGCCGAGUGGUUUGCGAAUCCGAAUACUCCGCACAGCGCCCGCACAGGACAGCGACCAACUGACAACGAUUACGAUGGGCAGCUUGACGAAGACGGACCGGACGAUCUUGAUGGGGAUGGUCAUAUCACGCAGAUGUGGAAGUUCGAUCCAAAUGGACGGUUCCGUAGGAACAAGCUCGAUCCACGCAUCAUCGAGCGUGUACCGGAUGGCGAACAAGGCGAACUCUCAAGAGUUGGUUCCGAAGGUAUCGACAAUGAUGGUGACGGGCGUAUCAACGAAGACGGUCCCGGUGGAUAUGACAUGAACCGCAAUUGGGGGAGCGAUUGGCAGCCCAACUACAUUCAGUAUGGCGCUGGUGAAUAUCCCUUUGAUCGUCCGGAGGUCAAAGCGGUCGCUGACUUUAUUCUGACCCGACCAAAUAUCGCGGCCGGUCAGAGCUAUCACAACACUGGCGGGAUGUUACUCCGUGGUCCUGGCGCCAACUACCUUGAGAAUCUGUAUCCAAGAAGCGAUCGUCAGAUGUACGACAAACUCGGUAAAGCUGGAGAAGAUCUACUGCCGUACUACAACUACUGGGUCAUCCAUUCCGAUCUUUACACCGUUCACGGCGGGUUUGUAAACUGGAUGGCUGAGGGGCUUGGUAUCGCAAGCUUCACCAAUGAGCUCUGGACUAAUCGAAGAAUGAUGCCUGAUCCGAGCAGAGAGUUCACUGAUGAGGAGCGGAUGCACUGGCAAGACCGCAUGUUGUUCGGCCAGACCUUUACCGACUACACCGAAUACGAACAUCCGACCCACGGCAAGAUACUCAUCGGCGGCGGCACCAAGUUCUCUUCUCGUGUCACGCCUCCAUUCAUGCUGGAGGAAGGAUGCCACCGGAACUUUGCAUUCACAAUGUUCCAUGCCGCCUCAAUGCCUGAGCUGGAGUUCAAGUGGGUUGGUGUUGAAGAUCUUGGGAAUAAUCUUUGGGAAGUCACCGUUGAGAUUGAAAAUACACAAAUUAUUCCGACACGCCUAGCCAUUGCGGCGAAGAAGGGCAUUGGAUUGCCAGACCUGAUUACACUCACCGGAGCGGAUGUCAUCUUGUCUAGCCAACUAGAGGACCGUAGCGAUCGAACAAUGACACCAACGCAAGAUCGUCCAAAUAGAUUUCUGGUCGAUGAUGGCAUUCCUGGCGAGUCGUUGAGUACAUUCAGAUUUCUCGUUCUCGGGAAUGCUGGCAAAAUGAUCGGCCUGAGCUAUACCGCCGAGAAGGCUCGGGACAUCGAGAUUCGAAUCCCUCUCAGAACAGGCGAACGCGUGACGCCGGCUGCAAUUGUGCUUGGUCUCAUCAUCGGCACAAUCAUGAAUGCCGCGAUCACCUACGCCGGGCUCAAAAUUGGGUUCACGAUCGUUGGAUCUGCUAUCGCUGCAGUUAUCGGCUUUGGACUACUGCGAGGCAUACUCAGGAAAGGGUCCAUUCUCGAGACCAAUGUAGUCCAAACCAUCGCAUCAGCAGUGAACACCCCGAACUCCGGAGUGAUCUUCACAGUUCCAGUUCUUCUCCUCCUCGGGUUUCAACUGUCAGCAGGACGACUUGACUUCUGGCUCAUCACACUCGCAUGCGUAUGUGGCGCGGUCCUUGGUGGUGCAUUCAUAAUCCCACUGCGGAAACAAAUGCUCGAUAUCGAGCGAUUGCGAUUCCCUUCCGCAACCGCCGUCGCUGCUAUUUUGAAAUCUCCAGGUGCUGGUUCUAAGAAAGCUGUCAUUCUUGUUGUGGGAAUCGUGCUCGCGGUGCUCAUCGGACUCCCCGCCCAACUCCCACAACUCAAGAAGACUGCGGAUAUUGAGAAUCUUCAAGAACUGGUCGAUCAGGAACGGAUCUCACGAGCCGACUUGCUGUUGACCCAACAAAUAGAUUCUUGGAUAUCCGCUGAAGAAGCGCCUGCGUCAUUGGUACAACAUGGACGCCUACAAACUGAGCUACUUCAAGCGAAGGAAGCCAUCGCACCAAAGCAACGCGAAGAACUGAGCGAUGAAGAAGUUUCUACUUCGACGAAGAGAGUCGAAGAGCUCCAAUGGCAGAUCUCUGAUGCGAAUGCACUCGCAUUGAGUCAAAUCAAAAAUCUGCUAGAUGAGCCCAUCGAUCGUGCUCGCUUGACUUCCUAUCCGCUGGAACUCGCCGUACUCGCGCAUCGCGCUCAUUCUGGCGAUAUCCCCUGGUCAGAUUUGAGAAGCAUCAAGACCGGUUGGGCAGCGGAUCCGAUGUUCGGUUAUGCAGAUCUUCAGCUACGUAUCACACCGAGGAUUCAAUCUGAUUCUGAACCGGUUGAUUUCGCAUUCAAUGGGCCGGGCGUGACCAGCGAUGUGCUUACACCUUCAACGGAUCUCGAUCGCAAUGGCAUCCCAGAUCUUCUUGUAACCGAUGACACCAUUGAUGUAGGAAGGAUCCUUGGUCUUCCGAUCCAGAUCCAACUCUUGUUUGCUAUUGCUCCGUUUGCACUCGGAGCCGGUUUCUUGACCGGCCGCGCUGGUCUGCUGGUGCUCGCAGGAGGCAUACUCGCUUAUGGCGUAUUGAACCCACUCAUCUAUGCGCUUGGUUGGAUGCCCGCGACUGUGUCUGAAGCAGGUGCAGCCGGUUAUGGAUUCGGAAGUGUAAACCGCCCGCUCGGAAUUGGUUUAUUACUCGGCGGCGCACUUAUGGGCGUUAUCGCAUCGAUGCCUGCGAUUCGUGAAGCGUUCAAAUCCAUCGCGGCUGCGAGCAAAACUCAGUCAGCGGCAUCAGGCAGUGAUGAACUGGGGUUGAGGGUAUUGAUCGCUGCCGUUGCGGGUGCGUUGCUCUUCCUGUUUGUAGCUGCGGACUUCACUGGGAACCAACCGAUCAACUCAGUCUGCCCAGUGACUGAAAAGCCAAUCGAGUAUGACGGAUACACCUCAGAAUACAACGGCUAUACGGUCGCUUUUCUUGAUGAGCCUGCACUGGAGACCUUCGAGCAAGCAUCUACAGAAGAUCAAGCAGCAGUCAUGACCCCAUUUUCAGCGACUCGAAAGGGCCUGCUUGCUGAGUUGAACCCGCAUAUUCGCGCCGCGAUUAUAGCAGUUGUUGGAGCUUUAUGGAUUUGGUUCGCUGGGAUCAUCAUCGCACAGUGCACCGGCAUGACGGACUGGUCCCCCAUCUCUGGGAUGGCCCUGCUCACUGUAGUUCUUGUCAUGCUGCUCUCAGGGCCAGGAGGUGUGCUUGGAGCUGUUCUGAUCGGAGCAGCACUGUGUGUCGCGAUCACCUGCGCGGCAGACAUGAUGGCGGAUCUCAAGACCGGGUACCUAGUUGGCGCCAAACCGAAGCGCCAGCAGACCGUAGAGCUUAUCUUUACAGGUAUUGGCCCGAUCAUCACAAUGAUCGUUCUGCUGAUCAUUGUUGAAGGCAAUCAGACGAAGUUUGGUAUCCCAAUCGGACCAGGUACCGAUACAUCCGCUCCCCAAGCUCAAGCGCUGCAAGCUGUCAUCACCGGCGUCCAGGGUGGUGCAAUGCCAUACGCCCUCUACGGGGUCGGUGCAGUGAUUGGCGCACUGCUUGGACUCGGCGCGUUCUCUGGACUCGGAGUUCUGGUAGGACUGUCCAUGUACCUCCCCUUCGCAUACAUCGCAACCUACGGUGUCGGCUGUGUCAUCAACAUGCUAGUCAGCAAGCUGAAAGGCGCGAGUUGGGCGGAAGAGUGGGGGGUCCCAGUCGCAGCUGGUUUCAUCGUUGGAGAUGCGGUCAACACUAUGAGAAUAUUCGCAUACAUACUCAUCACCGUUUCGGUCAUUGUCGGCACACUCGCGAGCAGUACCGCAUACCUUGUCAAGUUGGACAAGUCAAAUCCGCAGGAUCUAACCAAUCUUCGGCUCGGUUCACCUGCUGGUGUUUACGACCCAGAGACAGUAGACCCAGAGUUCAAGAAUAGACUGGACAUCAUCCGUGCCGAGCUCGAUGCGGAAGGCGCGAAGGAAACGAAUCCUCUGAAACCUGCCACACCUCCACGCGCAUCCACGGAUAUCCCAGCCGUGGAAUCUGCAGAAACAGGUGAGUCGGUUCUCCAAUCGCGCGAAGCAAGAAUACCCAUAGCACGCAGCGGAGAUCGUUUGACUAACGAGCUCGUUGAGCUGCUCAUUGAAUCAAAUGUAGCCUAUGUCAAAGUCACCGAGUUCAGUAUCACACGAUGGUACUAUGCUUGGCUGUUUGGCCUGUCCUGCUUAGGACUGCUGCUUGGUGCGUUUAUGGUUCGUCGAGCCGUCCAGAAUCAGCUCAAGAAUGCUGAUUUAUCCAAAAGCACAGACACAAUGCAAUCCACUGAUGCGGCCUCAGUAUUUGCUCGAUUAUCAGGACGGCUGAAUCAACUUGCAUCCGAACUUGAGCAGUCGCAGGAUGAAGAAAAUCGACUCGCUGCGAUAUUACUUCAUGUUGGUGAAAUUCAACGGGAUGAUGUGCCUGCCUUCGUAUCAGACAAACCUGCGCUAGUCAAUCGAUUGUCAUUGUCAGGUUAUGCAGAACUCAUGGAUAGCUUUGCGGCAAUGGAACGGCAGCUCAACCGAGCAUGGUCUGCAGCAGCUGAUUCACAUCUCCCAGAAUCAGAGGCGUGCUUGCGAAACGCUCAGCCACUCUUGGUAGAGACCCUGAAGCGGCUCAAAGGGUGA